AUGCGGCGAAGGCACCGCAGCUACCACGCCACUCGUGCCGCUGCCAGUGCGCAGGAUGCGGGCCAUGACCCGCACUCGUUAUCUCCAGGUGUAGCCAACACAACCGACGAGGCGUCUAGCGCUUCGCCGGCUUCGGGUGGCUCCAUCUCAACCGCUGGGGGCUCUACGAUUCAUGGGAAUAUCAAUGUGCGACCAGACCUGAACGCCAGUGCACUCAGCGUCGACGCCACGGGCUCCGUGGCCGUCCUGGCAGGUCGCAAGGGACUGCAUCUCGUAGACCUAGAGACACCGUUCCUUCCGCCUGCCACGCUGUAUCACCAGACGAAGCUCGAGGUGACGGUGGUCAAAUGUAACCCACACGCACUGUUUAAGAACCAUGUAGCCUCAUCCAGCAACCGGAAUACGCUCAUUUGGGACAUCGCAGACGUAGGAAUGGGCUCCGGGUCUUCAGCUUCGAUCGGGGUGGGCCAAGGCUCUUCUAGCUCCUAUAAACACGGACACAGGAACGGAGGUGGAGCUAGUGGCGGCAGUGGAUCGCAGACAACUACGCAGCCGCUUGUGGCUACACUAAGAGCUCAUACUCGACCAGUCAGUGACGUGGCGUGGUCUCCCAUGGAGCCUUCUUUGCUAGCAACAUGCUCGGCAGAUGCCAAGACACUGUUGUGGGAUAUGAGGUCGCCCCAGAGACCGGUACAGACGCUGAAUGCCUUCAAUACAAGUGUGAUUCAGGUGGAGUGGAACCGAGCGGACGCCACGUCGCUAGCUACAGCUCAUGAUGGAGAAGUUCGGGUCUGGGAUCUACGUGCAGCUGGAGAGAGGACGGUGGCUCCGGCGGCGCUGAUCACAGCGCACAUGCAGAAGAUCUACGGCUUAGAUUGGCAUCCACAGCGUAUGUACGAGUUGGUGACGUGCUCAGAGGACAAAACAGUCAAGUUCUGGGAUGUAACGCAGCCUAGAAUGUGUCAGGGAAUGCUAACUACUGGCGCGCCGGUGUGGAGAGCGCAGUACACGCCGUUUGGAGAUGGUCUGGUGACGAUUUCUCAGCGUAUGGACAACACAAUUCGCCUCUGGGCUCUCUCACACGGUGAGGGGGAUAGUGGAGGAAACGGAGAUACCGGAGGUGUCGAUGUUUCGGGUUCAAGUGCUGGCGCUGCUGUUACUGCCGAGCUGGUGCACUCAUUUGUGGGUCAUAGCGAUCUAGUGAAGGGAAUGGCGUGGCGGGUUCGACCGCAGACCAGUGUCUACCAGUUAGUAUCGUGGUCUAAAGAUCAGGAGUUACGCAUGUGGCAUGUGGAUGUACCGCAACUUGAGGCUUGCGGCUACGACACAGCGUCGUAUCUAGCGGAUGCUGCUCCGUCUGAAGGUAACAACACUAGCGCCCGUCAGCAAUCAGACGCUCGACGUUUAUUGCGUGCCGAGUACGCUGAGAUGCAUGCUCAACACUCCAAGUACAGCCUUUCAGCCUUGAAGACGGACUUUAUCCCGCUCGUGGUGCCAAAGUCGGCUGUUCCACUAAGCACGGACGAAUACACACUAGCGGGCAACGAUAGCUCAUUGCAGGCUCUAUUGGCGCUCGAAGAAGAGCUCAUUAAAGGCGGAGAAUCGCCAUCCCAGUCCAGUAGUGAGGACGAAAGUCCAGUGUCAGCAACUGGAGACAAGGAUGAUGCGCGUUCAGAUGAAUCAAGUACGAAAGAUCGUGCUGCAAGUUCCAACGGCGCCAGAGCUCUGCCGUGUCCUCGAAUUUCCGGUGCAGCCUUCAGCGGUCCUAACAUGUUGUUGGUGUUCGAUUCUCGAGUAGCUAUCGGUCAAUCUCGCAGCUCAGCGGUUCCUACUGCGGUCGCUGCUGGCAAAGAGAGCAAGCCACAAGCACCUCCUAACAAAUUGCCUCGCACAUACGAGGAAUUGCUAGACUUACGAGACUCCCGCUUCGCGACCAAGAAGAACAAGAAGCCUCCUGUGAAACUUCUAUCGUCUGCUAAUAUCAUGGGAUCUAUGGAUGUUGGCACCAACGACUGGGCAGGACAGCAGCAGCAGUCACAAGAAUUGAUGGACGGUGGCGUUAUGGGUUUUGGAGAGGAUGUGGACAAUCACUCGCAUGGAUAUCGUCAUGCAUCCUUGUAUUAUUCUUCCGGCAGUGGUGGUGCGAAUGGGAAUGAUGAUAUGCUGAGUGGAGUGAAUGAAAUGGAAGCUCCUAUUCACGCUGGACCCGAGUACUUGAACACGUACUUCUCGAGUGCAGAGUAUCACUUGCCAGUCAACAAUCCAGAACAUCUUCUGUCUAUGCCGACAAGUGCGACGGCUGGUCUGCAGCUCUCUCCGCGAUCUUCUGUGCGUGCUAACCAGGCAGAGCGGUUAAAACGCGUGGAACAACCAGCACCAGCGCUGAAUCUGGAUCUCAGUAUCAGCGUCACGAUCCUCGAUCUGUCCAAGCUAUGCGGUGUGUCAUCAAUCUUAACGUAUCAGACUGACCUUGUUCCUCGUGGUAUUACCCCAUCUGCAGUAUCACCCAAGGCCAGCAUGGCUGUGAAGCGGAAGAAGAGUCAGGCGGGAGCUGUGAACCGCUCCAUGAUAUCCUGGAUGCUGCGAGCAGCAGAAGAUAUGCCCGGCAAGCGUGGGGCUUCGUCCAAGAGUAACCUGACCCGUGUGCUCCAGGGGUUACUAACCGAGAGCGAUGCAGCCAAGACUCAAGACGACGACGAGACUCCAAUUGAGGAAUCCAGCACUGAACUAGCCGCAACUUGUGCACAAAAUGCACGAACAGCAAUGCUUGCAGGACGCAGUGACUUGCAGCAGAUUUGGUCGCUACUCGAGAUUUCUAUGGCUCCAGAAGUUGAGUUACCUAUUUACAAGAAGAACGGCCAUUCAUCAACGUCGCUAUGUCUGCGAACGUCGCAUCCCUGGAGCGCACAUCCGCUCGGCAAGCGUCUCGUGCACAAAGUACUUGACAUGUACGAACAGGCUGGAGAUGUUCAAGCACUGGCGUCGAUUGUGUGUGCUUUAAAGCCUACCGAACGCAAGGAACCGGACGAGAUUCGCGACUCCGUGACACCCUCGGCCAUCACAAUGGAAGAUCAGCUCCCAGUCGUGCGUGAGGACAGACGAUCAAGCAUCGAGGAAGUUGAUUAUAUAACGACAGGUGCUCCUACAAGUGUCAAUGGUGGCAUGCGCUCCAGACGCUCGUCAUCAAACACUCUCUCGCAAUUGGUGAUCGACUCUAGUGACGCACCUCCUGUGAUGCGGGGGACUCGACGAUCCAGUAGCCAUAGUGAAGCACGUUCGCAGGGUCUGCCAAUGGAUAAAGAUGCCGCCGUACGCGCGUUGAAAGACUGGCCAUUGACUAGCAACGGGACCACCAGCGCCUCAUCCAGUCGACAAUCAAGCCCCAUUCGAGACCACACGCUGACGAUUGCGAGUAAUUCUUCAACUAGCAGAAGUGAUGGAAAAAUACCGCCAUCGGGCUGGAAAAUGGACUUUGAGCGGCUGGAGAACCCGUUCAAAACAUGGAGUGGACAUUCUGGAAAGGAGCCUCCUCAUCCUCGACUCACUGCGGAUACUUUCCUGCCUCCGAUCCAAGCUGUGAAUGGCAAGUCUCCAGCUCCUUCCAUGACUGUGACUGCGUCCCCGAGGGUCAACCCAGUAAGUCCCUCUCCACUGUAUGGUUCUCUUGGCGCCGUCAGUAGAGAAGAGGAAGUGGACGCAAAUGAUCGAGUGCUGUUGCAGUUGAGUUUUCGGUCUGUAGAUGAUGAGAAAUGUUUGCUCUCGACACUUCUUGAAGACGAAGCUCGCUACGAUAUUUACAAAGAGGCGUAUGCAGACGUACUAUACCGCUAUGGAGCAAUGAACUUGCGCAAUGAGGUGCUGAAGGCGAAGUCUCAUGGCGCUCAAGAUCCGCGUGGCAUCUCGAUGGGACUGAUCUGUGGCUCAUGCAACGCAAAAACAAUUGAUCCAGUGUGCUCCAGCUGUCGGGACUUCGCAGUGCGCUGCUCAGUGUGUCAGCUCGUUGUCCGUGGUCAGUCAAUGUUCUGUAUGACCUGUGGUCAUGGUGGCCAUGCCUCGCAUCUCCGCGAGUGGUUUGAAGUUGAGACAGCAUGCCCUACUGGCUGCGGUUGCUGGUGCAAGCAGGCCACUGCGACGAUGCCAGCGUACCAGCUAGAGCAGCAGGAGGCCGACCAGUCGGCCGCGCCGUCCAGGUCACAUUCGUUCUAA
This is a messenger RNA of Phytophthora nicotianae INRA-310, 4206 nucleotides long. RefSeq lists its product as hypothetical. The transcript is spliced from 3 exons. Gene Ontology annotation, molecular function: protein binding. The record is from RefSeq and is a predicted model, not a curated record. Lineage: Eukaryota; Oomycota; Peronosporomycetes; Peronosporales; Peronosporaceae. Bases 1 to 4206 code for a protein of 1401 amino acids.